Piliocolobus tephrosceles (Ugandan red Colobus) is the source of this 3821-nucleotide messenger RNA. It is a transcript of the gene POGK, whose product is annotated as pogo transposable element derived with KRAB domain. The record is from RefSeq and is a predicted model, not a curated record. Bases 96 to 1925 code for a protein of 609 amino acids. NCBI's taxonomy places the organism in Eukaryota, Metazoa, Chordata, Mammalia, Primates, Cercopithecidae. Gene Ontology annotation, cellular component: nucleus. The transcript has 6 exons. Gene Ontology annotation, molecular function: DNA binding. Gene Ontology annotation, biological process: regulation of DNA-templated transcription.
GGGGGCGGGGGCGCCGAGGCUGCGCCGCCGCCGCCGCCUUUGUUGCAGGCCCGCCGGGGGAGGCGGGCGGCGCCGGCUCUCGCCGCCCGGCAGAGAUGGAGUCCACAGCGUACCCUCUCAAUUUGACCCUGAAAGAAGAGGAAGAGGAAGAAGAGAUUCAGAGCCGGGAACUGGAGGACGGCCCGGCAGACAUGCAGAAAGUACGAAUCUGCUCUGAGGGCGGAUGGGUACCGGCCCUAUUUGAUGAGGUGGCCAUAUAUUUUUCCGAUGAAGAGUGGGAGGUUUUGACGGAGCAACAAAAGGCCCUCUACCGGGAAGUCAUGAGGAUGAAUUAUGAAACUGUCCUGUCCCUGGAAUUCCCAUUCCCUAAGCCAGACAUGAUCACCCGGUUGGAAGGGGAGGAGGAGUCUCAGAAUUCUGACGACUGGCAGCUCCAAGGAGGCACCUCUGCAGAAAAUGAAGAAUCUGACGUAAAGCCUCCAGACUGGCCACACCCAAUGAAUGCUACCUCCCAGUUUCCUCAGCCUCAGCACUUUGACAGCUUUGGCCUCCGUCUGCCUCGGGAUAUCACAGAGCUGCCCGAGUGGAGUGAGGGGUACCCCUUCUACAUGGCCAUGGGCUUCCCAGGGUAUGACCUCUCUGCUGACGACCUAGCUGGGAAGUUUCAGUUCAGCCGGGGCAUGCGGCGCAGUUACGACGCAGGGUUCAAGCUGAUGGUGGUGGAAUAUGCCGAGAGUACCAACAACUGCCAGGCUGCCAAGCAGUUUGGAGUAUUGGAAAAAAACGUUCGAGACUGGCGCAAAGUGAAGCCACAGCUUCAAAACGCCCACGCCAUGCGGCGAGCAUUCCGAGGCCCCAAGAACGGGAGGUUUGCUCUGGUGGACCAGCGUGUGGCCGAAUAUGUCAGAUACAUGCAGGCCAAAGGGGACCCCAUCACCCGCGAGGCGAUGCAGCUGAAAGCUCUUGAAAUCGCCCAGGAAAUGAACAUUCCAGAGAAAGGGUUCAAGGCAAGCUUAGGUUGGUGUCGAAGAAUGAUGAGAAGGUAUGACCUGUCUCUGAGGCAUAAAGUGCCCGUGCCCCAGCACCUGCCGGAAGACCUGACUGAGAAACUCGUCACUUACCAACGCAGUGUCCUGGCUCUGCGCAGGGCGCAUGACUAUGAGGUAGCUCAGAUGGGGAAUGCAGAUGAGACGCCCAUUUGUUUAGAGGUGCCAUCACGGGUAACUGUUGAUAACCAGGGCGAAAAGCCUGUCUUGGUCAAGACACCAGGCAGGGAAAAACUGAAAAUCACAGCAAUGCUUGGUGUCUUGGCUGAUGGGAGGAAGUUACCUCCAUACAUCAUUUUGAGGGGAACGUAUAUCCCCCCGGGGAAGUUUCCCAGUGGGAUGGAAAUCCGCUGCCACCGGUAUGGGUGGAUGACUGAAGACUUGAUGCAGGACUGGUUGGAAGUGGUGUGGAGACGGAGGACGGGAGCGGUGCCCAAGCAGCGAGGGAUGCUGAUCUUGAAUGGCUUCCGGGGCCAUGCCACAGAUUCCGUGAAGAACUCCAUGGAAAGCAUGAACACUGACAUGGUGAUCAUCCCAGGGGGUCUGACCUCACAGCUUCAGGUGCUGGACGUCGUGGUCUACAAGCCACUGAAUGACAGCGUGCGGGCCCAGUACUCCAACUGGCUUCUGGCUGGGAACCUGGCUCUGAGCCCAACCGGGAAUGCUAAGAAGCCGCCCCUGGGCCUCUUUCUGGAGUGGGUCAUGGUCGCAUGGAAUAGCAUCUCAAGUGAGUCCAUCGUCCAGGGGUUCAAAAAGUGCCAUAUCUCCAGCAACUUGGAGGAGGAAGACGACGUCCUGUGGGAAAUCGAGAGUGAGUUGCCAGGAGGAGGAGAACCACCAAAAGAAUGUGACACCGAAAGCAUGGCUGAGGGCAACUGAAGGGAAAGGGAAAGCAAAUGGAACUCUGAUUGAAACAGCUGGAGAGGAAAAUCCUCAAGAAGAUUAUUCCUGAAAGUGUGGAUGCGCUGGAUGCACAGGGAACAUCAGGAAAAGGCCACAGGGCUCUGAACAGCCCGGACUCAGACAGCAGCCUAUACAUCCAUCCCAGGACACAGCCCAGCCCCUCCCCACACCAUAAAAGGUAUCAGAAAAGUCUAGGACCUAUCAUUUCAUCAGAGACAUGCUCAGAAAAGAAACUGCUUCUGCCCCAUUUCUUGUUUUGGAGAUUAUCCCAAGAAACCUGUAAAUAUGAACGAACAAAGGUUAUUUCCUGGAGAAAAGACAGUUUGUUCAACACCAACAAGGGACUCAUCAUAUGGGCACAACUCUGGUGUCCUUCUAUGGAGAAAACCUCGAGUAAAGUUUUAUUCUGCCUUUGAAAAUGCUUCCAAAAGUAGACCCUGUCCCCACACAGGUCAAGGCUACAGAGAAGGCUUUGUAGAAAUGUGUCACUUACGUACACCUGCUACUUACACAUUUCCUCCUUUGGAAAAAUGAGAUAUUUAGGAUAACAAGAAAAUUAAGACAUACUGGCCUGGUGCCAGCAGAUGGCUUUUCUAUAGACAAACUAGGUUAGUGUGGAAGAUAUAGGUUAAAAUAAACUAUGCUGUUUUAUUUAUCUUCCCAACCUGAUUGGCAGCUAGACUUUUUUUAGGGUCCCAUUUAGUGGCCCUGUUUUUUUCAUUAUUAUAUUUAAUGAUAGGGCAGGAUUUCGUAUGCAAGCUCUUGUUUCUCAGGCUGCCUGCAGAAGAAGUCACUAUAAAUUAUCUGCUGUCUACAUGGUACAAGGCCCAUUGACUCAUUUGAUGCUUGUUUUGUUAAUUUCUUUUAAUAUUUUUAUCACAGGGGCAGUGGGAGGGCUUGGGCUUUUAGCCACAGCUGUUUUAAGACUUCUGAUCUCCUGCCCUGCAGGAAUAGGUGGGAGGUCAUUGAAUUUUUACACUAUAAUAAUUUGCAUUCCCACAUAAGUUUGAGUGUUAGGAAAACAUUCCUUUAAAGCGAUCUGUGCUACAAAAAAUAUGCCAGGACUUCACAGACAAAGCCAUUGCUAGAAAUGUCAUUCCAAUGAUCAAAUCUGGAAACAGGCUGCCAUAACCACUUUUCCUUCCUGUAGACUCAGCUCACCUGUAUAUUAAACUGUUUUUGGCAUCUUGAAAUACCUACUUCUACUCAGGUACUCAUUUUCCUAUUAGUGAUUCACCUUUCUGAUCCUUUUAAACCAGUUUUCCCCUAAGGGGGGAAAUUUUACUUAACCUCUAGUAUCUGAACAACUGUCAAUAUUUGAAUUGUUUCCCCAUUUGCUUUUUACCUGUACUGUGUUCUUGGUCAUCUCAAAUGGCAUCUAAACCCAGCUACUUUGCAUUCCAGAAGUUUCCAUUCCCUCCAAUUCCACCUAAUUUUUCAUCUGUCCUAGUUACUGGCUCUUUCUUCUUCAUCUCUUAUUUCUCUUGCUUUGGGAGCUUAAAAGAUUUUACAAGACCUAAUUUUGGGUUCCUUCCUUGGAGCCAUAAUUACCCUGCCGAGAAGAGUGGAAAAUGGGUUCAACUCCUGUUUCACUCCACCAACACCUCCGUGAGUCUCAUCAUCGGCUACGCGAUGAUGCCUUACAGGUUGCAUAGCACUGGAACUUUCCUAGAGUAACGGCUCUGCUGCCAGGGUUUCUCUGGGCUCAUUCUUCCACUGACUUAAUUAUGAUCUAUGCCUAACAGAGCCCCAGUACAACUAUUUUGCAGAAUGGCUGUUACCCUAGAAUUACUAUAGCACAUAUUGAGACAUAGUUGUACUCCCUAGUAGAUAGGAACUGACCCCAACAAUAAACUUUGAUAAUAAAGACAA